AUACACCGAAACCGAUUGAUUUCCAGCCAUUUCGGUUGAGAAUUUCACAAACCGAAAUAUUCGGUUUCGGUUGGCCAUACCCAUACAAACCGACCGAAACCGAACCAAGCACACCCAUUAGCCCCAAAAAAAAAAAAGUUGGUUUGGGUCUUCUUUCUCAAUCUUGCAAAGUCACUCUCUAGGUCAAGCAACGAAAAUAUGGGUAAGAGACGUGUCGACUGGUCUGCUCUUCCAAUUGAACUCUUGCGUUCAAUCGCAGAAGCCAACCAAGAUCGCAGCUAUGUUGUAAGAUUUCGCAGCGUCUGUGCUUCAUGGCGAUCCUCUAUCCCUUCACCAGAACCUUCUAUCGUCUCAAGCUACCAGAUGAUGUUAAUCCAAACCCUUCAACAUGUUCAUCAAAGAGCUGGUUGGUCAAGGUGGAAGAUUUUGGAUUUGGAUUUGGUUUGAAAUAUCUUUUAAAUCCACUUACAAAUCUCCAUUUCGGGUUUACUUUUCCAAGGAUUAACUUAUUGGAUUAUCAAAUUGUCGAGGUAAGCAAAGGAUAUGAAAUUCAAUCUUUAAGUGAGAUGCCUAUUGUUGGUGUGAAUAAACUAGUGUUGUUUCCUGACUAUGUAUGUAAUAAUUCUUUUUAUGACACUGUGAUUUACGCUUUAUAUCAUGAAGGAAAGUUGGGGUAUAAGAAAUAUAGAGGUAGAAAUUGGACCCUUGUAGAUGAUCUCUGUCGCUAUGAUGACAUUAUUGCAUACAAGGGAAAACCCUAUGUUGUUGAUAAGUGGGGAAUAGUUUCAUGGAUUGAUUCAUCAAUGAAGCUGAUAGAAUUUUCGCCUCCAAUUCCGGAUUUUGGAAACCAGAAGCAUUUGGUGGAGUCACGUGGAGAGCUCUACGUUGUUGAUAGGUUCUUUGAUACAGAGAGGAGGCUUCACCAUCUCCCUAAGACAUUUACUUUCGAUGUUUAUAAGCUGGACCAAGAGUGCGGUCGUUGGGUUACGGUCGAGAAUUUGGGUGAUCGAGUUUUUAUUUUGGGUAAAGACAGUUCCUUCUCUGUUUCAGCUUCAGAAUUCUCUGGAUGGAAAGGGAAUUGCAUUUACUUAACUUAUGAAGAUGACAAAGGUGUCUUUGAUCUGGAGACUGGUGAGAUUGUAGAUUUCCAAGACUGGAGUCAUCCAUUUCGGCUUCCCCCAUCUUGGCUCAACUCAAAUCCUCGUCUAAAUGUUGGGUUAAGGUAAAUUUUUACUUGGUGGUUGUCUUUUUAAAUUAAUUUAGCAUGAGAUAGUAGUGCCCUUGAACUGCUCUAUGUUGGUUUGUCUUUUAUGAAUUUAGCUUUAUUUGUGAUGUCUCCUGUGUCACUUUGUUUAUUGAUUGUGAUAUUAAUCGGGUUUCAGCCCGACACAGUGGCUGAUUCUUGUCAUUUGAUAAUCCAUGUUGAUUGAAAAUUUGAUUUCAAUGGAGAUGUUGAGCAGGCUGUAAAAUAUUAAA
Messenger RNA from Quercus robur (English oak), 1476 nucleotides. Its product is annotated as putative F-box protein At1g65770. The transcript has 2 exons. The record is from RefSeq and is a predicted model, not a curated record. Bases 312 to 1226 code for a protein of 304 amino acids. NCBI's taxonomy places the organism in Eukaryota, Viridiplantae, Streptophyta, Magnoliopsida, Fagales, Fagaceae.